Molecule: messenger RNA, 1239 nt
Organism: Lecanosticta acicola
Lineage: Eukaryota; Fungi; Ascomycota; Dothideomycetes; Mycosphaerellales; Mycosphaerellaceae
Source: the annotation of a GenBank genome assembly
AUGGCCCUCCGCUGCGCCCGUGGCGUCUUCUUCAAUCGCCUGUCCACCACAUCCUCCUCCCGAACCUUCUCCUCCUCGCCGCGAGCAUUGGCAGAUCAUGUACGCAUAGUCGAAGUGGGCCCGCGAGAUGGCCUACAGAACGAAAAGACUGCGAUAUCUCCCGGGACCAAGGUAGAGUUGGUGCGAAGACUGGCCAAGACGGGCCUGGAUACGAUAGAAGCCGGGUCGUUUGUGCAUCCCAAAUGGGUCCCCCAGGUAGGCAUCGCGGAAGCAGAAACAGCUGCGAGGCAUUCAAAUAUUGAGUGAAAUCAGAUGGCCGCAUCAGACAACGUUCUCUCCUCCAUUCUCGCCAAUCCUCCCACAAGUCCCAAGCCUAUGACCUACCAAUGGCUUCUCCCCAAUGCCAAAGGUCUAGACAACUAUCUCAAGGUCAUGCAAUCUUCGGCUUCAUCCCCAGAUGGCUAUCCCACACCACCUCCCUCGCCUGGGAAUGACAGUGGUCCGGCGAUGAACACAUCCAGCGCCGACCCCAACGCGAUGCCCUCUUCGGCUUCUGGCGGUGCCGAGGUCAUGUCACAGUCUCCCGAGAGUCAGCAACAACAGCACCAAGUCUCCAUUUUCAUGGCUGCUACCGAGUCUUUCAGCAAGAAAAACACCAACUGCACAAUUCAAGAAAGCCUCGACCGCUUUGCUCCUCUGAUUGCCGACAGCCGGAAAGCAGGCUACCCCGUGCGAGCCUACAUCUCCGUCGCGCUGGGAUGUCCUUUCGAAGGACCGGAUGUAGAUCCUCACCGCGUGGCCGAGAUAGCCAUUUCUCUGCUUGAGCUGGGCGCAGAUGAGAUCAGCGUCGCGGACACCACGGGCAUGGGAACAGCUCCGAGGACCAGAAAAUUGCUGCAGACACUCAAAGAGGCCGGCAUCAGUAAUGAGGAUCUCGCUCUGCAUUUUCACGAUACUUUCGGCCAAGCACUGAUCAACACCAUGGUAUCCUUGGAGCAUGGUGUGAGAACGUUUGACAGCGCGGUCGGUGGACUUGGUGGGUGUCCCUUCAGCCCAGGAGCCACCGGGAACUGCGCGACCGAGGAUCUGGUUUACUUCCUGCACAGCUUAGGUGCGAAGACGGGAGUAGAUCUGGAAGAGGUCUGCAGGAUUGGUGACUGGAUCACAUCUGAGAUUGGAAAAUCGAAUGGCGCAGAUGCAGGCCGAGCCACGCUGGCGCGGCUCAAUCGAAAUGAGUAA